Anguilla anguilla (European eel) is the source of this 1790-nucleotide messenger RNA. It is a transcript of the gene best4, whose product is annotated as bestrophin 4. NCBI's taxonomy places the organism in Eukaryota, Metazoa, Chordata, Actinopteri, Anguilliformes, Anguillidae. The transcript has 9 exons. Gene Ontology annotation, molecular function: chloride channel activity. The record is from RefSeq and is a predicted model, not a curated record. The coding region runs from base 1 to 1302 and encodes 433 amino acids.
AUGACCGUCUCCUACACACUCGAGGUGGCAAAUGCCCGGUUCGGUGGCUUCUCGAAGCUGCUGUUCAGGUGGAAGGGAAGCAUCUACAAGCUGCUCUACAAGGAGUUCCUGUUCUUCAGCGGGCUGUACUGUUUCUUCAGUAUUAUGUACAGAUUCUUUCUGACCCCGAAACAGCAGGAAUUGUUUGAGCAGACAGCCAUUUACUGUGACCAGUUCACCAAUCUUAUUCCCGUGUCGUUCGUGCUAGGAUUCUAUGUGACCCUGGCCUUUAACCGCUGGUGGGGUCAGUACACCAGCUUCCCGCUGCCGGACAACCUGAUGAUGGUGGUGUCCGGGAACGUCCACGGGACGGACGAGCGGGGUCGCCUGCUGCGCCGCACGCUGAUGAGAUACGCCAACCUGUCCUCCGUCCUCAUCCUCCGCUCCAUCAGCACGCGCGUCCGCAGGCGUUUCCAGACCCUGGACGACGUCGUGGAAGCAGGCUUUAUGACCCGAGAAGAACAUAAGAAACUGGAUCAUUUGUAUUCGGACUUCAACAAAUACUGGAUGCCGCUGACGUGGUUUUCGAACCUGGCAGCCCAGGCGCGCAAGGAGGGGCGUGUGCGGGAUGACAUAGCCCUGAGACUGCUCAUGGACGAACUCAAUAACUACAGAGGCAAGUGCAGUAUGCUCUUCCAUUACGACUGGAUUAGUAUCCCGCUCGUGUACACGCAGGUGGUGACGCUCGCCGUCUACUCCUUCUUCACCUCCUGCCUCAUUGGACGGCAGUUCCUGAACCCCACUAAAGGGUACAAGGGUCACAAUUUGGAUAUGUACGUUCCUGUCUUCACCCUGCUGCAGUUCUUCUUCUAUUUCGGCUGGCUCAAGGUAGGAGAGCUGAUCAUUAAUCCUUUUGGAGAGGAUGACGACGAUUUUGAAACAAACCAGCUGAUUGACCGAAACUUCCAGGUGUCCAUGUUGGCGGUUGACGACAUGUACCAGAAUUUACCCCCCAGCGAGAAGGACAAGUACUGGACGGAGGAAGGCUUCACCAUCCCCUACAGCCUGGCCACUGCCGCAGAGACCCUAAAGCCUUUUAUGGGCUCCACCUACGACAUGAGGGGGAGCGAGGAUUCCUUGCACCUGCGGCCCGUCGAGACACCCGUGACCCCAACACCAAAGGACCAAACGGAACUCUACUUCCCCGUCCCCGGCUCCCCAGCACCCGGUCACCAGAACAACGGCCUGGAAAGCCAGGGGCUACAGCUCCUGCGUCUCCGUGGAGACAGCAUCACUCCUGACCAGGAAGUGAGGAAGAUGUGAACGACAACCAAAGAAACCCAGAGAACGACAGGCCUCGGUGUACUCUCAUUCUGCUGGAACAAAGCAAAGCACAUAGCCAGAACUGGACACUUAUUGGGGUAAAUUAUGUUUAAUGUAACAUUGGGGUCAGCUAAACAGGUUUAGGUGAAAUGGUUGGUUCCAUAACCUUUGAUUGUAACAGAAACAUGAGGAGCAACUUCCAGAGGCCUAGCUGUACUGCAAACGAAUGCAUUCAUCUAGACCAUAAAUAUUUACUAUCACUUAUGUAUCAAGCAUAAAUAUACAAUGUCUGCAAAGGCUUCAGAUACCACCAUUGACUCCUACAAUGGAACCUACCACUAAAACAGCCAAAAAACUACUUUCACUGAGAAAAAGGUACCAUUUCCCCUCAGAAUAUCUCUAAAUCAUUACGAUCAGUUUAACGGCUGAUGCUACAGGUUGAAACUGCCAUUACAACUGUACACCAGCAGUGUGGCAUACUAAAAAAA